Messenger RNA from Prosopis cineraria, 1362 nucleotides. Its product is annotated as phospholipase A1-IIgamma-like. The transcript is spliced from 2 exons. Gene Ontology annotation, biological process: lipid metabolic process. The record is from RefSeq and is a predicted model, not a curated record. NCBI's taxonomy places the organism in Eukaryota, Viridiplantae, Streptophyta, Magnoliopsida, Fabales, Fabaceae. The coding region runs from base 36 to 1286 and encodes 416 amino acids. Gene Ontology annotation, molecular function: glycerophospholipid phospholipase A1 activity.
GUUUCAAAACAAAAUCAAAGAGAAAGAAGAAGAGGAUGGGAAGCUGUUUGAGCAAAGCCAUGCAUUCUAAUACUACGGAGGCUGAUAAUCUUGAGGAAGAGACCAAGAAGAUGACAACGCCUGUAAGCAUUGCAACAAACUGGAGAGAACUUAGUGGUGAAAAUUAUUGGAAGGAUUUGCUAGACCCACUUGACAUUAAUCUUCGUAGGUACAUUAUACACUACGGAGAAAUGGUUCAAGCCAUUUAUGAUGCUUUUAACGAUGAUAAACCAUCCAAGUAUGUCGGAAGGAGCCGUUAUGGGAAAAGACAUUUCUUUUCCAAAGUGGGUUUGGACAAAGGAAAUCCUUUUAAGUACGAGGUGACAAAGUUCCUAUAUGCAACUUCAGAAAUUGAUUUUCUUAUAUUAGACGAUGUCGAAGAAACAAACUGGAUUGGAUACGUUGCUGUGGCCACUGACGAAGGCAAAGCCAUGCUAGGUAGGAGAGACAUUGUAAUUGCUUGGAGAGGAACUUUGCAGAUGGCAGAAUGGGUUAAAGAUUUUCAAUUCCUAUUGCAUGAUGCUCCAAUUAUUUUUGGGUCGGAAUCUGAUUGUAAAGUACACAGAGGCUUCUACUCCAUUUACACAGCCACCAACUCAUCACAUUCAGCCUUCAUUAAUGCCAGUGCAAGAACCCAGGUUUUAGCUGAAAUUAGAAGGCUUGUGGAUAAAUUUAAGGAUGAACAAAUCAGCAUAACAGUGACCGGCCACAGCUUAGGUGCAGCAAUUGCAACAUUAAAUGCAGUUGACAUAGUCGCUAAUGGCUUUAACAUUCGAAAAGACGAAUCUCAUAAAGCUUGUCCUGUCACAGCAUUUGUAUUUGCAAGCCCUAGAGUUGGAGAUCCAGACUUUCAAAAGUUCUCCUCUAGUCAAAAGGAUCUUCGAAUGUUACGUAUUGCUAAUGAAAAAGAUAUUAUUCCAAGGCAUCCUUUCUUGGGUUAUGCAGACGUUGGAGAAGAGUUAGAGAUUGACACUCAAAAAUCAGACUUCUUAAAGCAACCAGGGGAUGUGAAGAGUUGGCAUAAUUUGGAGGUUUACUUGCAUGGAGUUGCAGGAACACAAGGAAGCAAAGGAGGAUUCAACUUAGAAGUUAAAAGGGAUGUUGCACUUGUGAAUAAGAGCCUGGAUGCUUUGAAGGACGAGUAUCAGAUUCCUGAGGCUUGGAGGGUGGUUGAAAACAAAGGAUUGAUUCAACAAUCAGAUGGUACUUGGUUCAUGCCAGAUCCAGAAUUUGAAGAUGAUGUUUGACUCUUCUACUUUCUUCUAGUUGUGCUAUUACUUUGAUUCUUUUUAUCAUUUAAAAUGUUUGUGUGAAAAUAAGACU